AUGGACAUUCAAUUGAAAAAGAAUAUAACAAAAACAUUUCAAUUGAAUGGUUUGAUUUUAAAAAAAGAUGCUUUCACAUAUCUCGCUGACUUGAACGAGUCAAAGGAAGAUCUACUCGAGAUUGUAUCCAUCAUAACAAAGAAUAUUGAUAAAUCAACUUUGACAGGAAAUUAUGUAGACAAGUUGGCAUUAGAAAAAUGUAUAAAAGAUAUUAAAUCGCAGAAUGAUAUUACAUCGAUUGAAUCGGAUGCGUUAAAGGUUAUCGAUGCAUUCAGUGCACCUUUGUUUUCCUUUGACUUGGCAAAGCGACAGUUUCUAAAAGUUGAACAACCAAAUCGUUCGUUGCACGGCGACGCCAAGUCAAAAGCGGAUCUCUUCCGACGUCGUUACCUAUCGGUUCUACAGCGAGUGGAGCGUCAUCAAUUCUUUUCGAAACCGGUACUCCCAAACGAACAACAGUCACGUGACUACAACUCGAUCACGCCACUCAACUCACUUCUUGGAAAUCCUGGCAAAAAGUAUGUUCUGGGUACAAUCUCUCAGAUUGAAGAGGGUAGCUAUCACAUUGAGGAUCUCAACAAGAACGUUCCACUCGAUAUUGAAAAUGCCACCUUUAGCGGACUGGUCACUGAGAACACCAUCGUACAGGCAUACGGUGAGUUGGUCAAUGGUGUUUUCGUUGCCGACGAGAUUAUGUUGCCAAUUGUCGAGGAACGCGAGGAAUCAUUGCGUCACCUCCAAGGAAUUGGCGAUAUGUUUGGUGCGCGUCCCUCUGACAAGCUGGCGGCGCGACUCUUGGAGUACGAGCGUGAUCCAGACACCGAAGAUAAUGCUCUGGUGUUCCUCUCUGACGUCUGGCUGGAUUCGCCAAUGGUUAUGAACAAACUCAACCUUUUGUUCUAUGGACACAAAGAACUUCCACCGUUUGCUUUUAUAUUUAUGGGUAACUUUACAGAGAAACCUCUCAUUGCCGGAACACAAUAUAAACUAAAGACCUAUUUCGAUCAACUGGCAUCACUCAUUCAAAAAUAUCCAACCGUUCAAUCAAAGAGUAAAUUUAUUUUUAUACCAGGACCAACAGAUCCAACAGGUUCAUUAUUAAAUAUACUACCAAAAUUCCCAAUUCCAGAUACAUUUGUUAGAAACUUUAAAAAUAAGAUAUCAAACGCCAUCUUUACAACCAAUCCAUGUAGGAUUCGUUAUUGUUCACAAGAAAUUGUAAUAUUUAGAGAUGACAUUGUAAAUAGAAUGCGUAGACAUUGCAUUAAAGAACCUUCAAAUCAAUUAGAUAUAACUCAGCAUCUUCUUGAAAAUAUAUGUAGCAAUUCACAUCUUUGCAAUCUACCACUAGAAAUUAGACCGAUCUAUUGGAACUUUGAUCAUGCACUUUCACUUUAUCCGCUUCCCAAUGUGCUGGUGCUGAGUGACAAAUACAACCAGUAUCAACACGACUAUCAGAAUACCAAUUGUUUCAAUCCAAGUUCAUUUUCAACGGAUUUCUCGUUCUCCAACUACUAUCCAGCCAAGAAAGAAUGUUUGUUUUGUCGUGUACCAGACAACAUCGAGGAACUUGAAGUGGAGUCUGAAACUAUGGACGACCAGGAUGUAGACGAACCACAAGUGGCUGAAGACUAUAACAAUCCACAGAAUACCAGUGAUAUAUCUAUGGACUCGCAAAUCGAUGAUGAAAACAAUCAGAGUCAAGAUCAAGAUGAACACAGUAGUGGUGGUGAAGAGUUGGAGUCAGGUGAUGACCACAACAACGAUGACCAAAGCGAUAACAGCAAUUACAAUAAUCACAGUGAUGAAGAGUUGGAGGAUCUUGAUGAACAAGAAGAAGUGGUGGUGGAUCACCAACAAUCACAAAAAAUAUAUCUAGAUUCAGAGGUGUCGAAAGAAGCGGAUGCCAACAAUGAGCAAGAGGUAGACAAUUUCAGUUUCGAAUUUGAUUAA
Heterostelium album PN500 is the source of this 1953-nucleotide messenger RNA. RefSeq names its product putative DNA polymerase epsilon subunit B. Gene Ontology annotation, cellular component: epsilon DNA polymerase complex. The coding region runs from base 1 to 1953 and encodes 650 amino acids. NCBI's taxonomy places the organism in Eukaryota, Evosea, Eumycetozoa, Acytosteliales, Acytosteliaceae. The transcript is spliced from 4 exons. Gene Ontology annotation, molecular function: DNA binding. The record is from RefSeq and is a predicted model, not a curated record. Gene Ontology annotation, biological process: DNA-templated DNA replication; error-prone translesion synthesis.